Molecule: messenger RNA, 2306 nt
Organism: Micropterus salmoides (largemouth bass)
Lineage: Eukaryota; Metazoa; Chordata; Actinopteri; Centrarchiformes; Centrarchidae
Gene: lipg
Product: lipase, endothelial
Exons: 10
Coding region: 133-1632 (499 amino acids)
Biological process (GO): lipid metabolic process
Molecular function (GO): lipoprotein lipase activity; protein binding
Source: RefSeq, a predicted model, not a curated record
ACCAAGACGCAUCACCGGCUCCGUUGCUCUUUGUCACCACCGGAUCUAAACUCAUUCACAUAGGCCUGGUCUACCGCGCUACCACCGGCAAAACUGGUUAUAUUCCCAGGAACACUAGUCUGUGACUGAGAAAUGAAUCAUAAAGCCCUUUUACUGUGGAUUUUCCUACAGUGUGCCACUACGCUCUUUUCGUCCGCUCUUGGGGAAAACGCUGUUCUUAAAGGUGAAGAAGGUGGGUUUGAUGAAUUGUCAACAGACAACAAGGCUGUCAAUGGCAUCAAGUACAACAUGAGGAAGAAUUUGGAUCUGGACCAUGAGGGCUGCUACCUGCAGACAGGCAAGAAGGAGUGUCUAGAGGAGUGUGGCUUCAAUGCUACAGCCAAGACCAUCUUCAUCAUCCAUGGCUGGACAAUGAGCGGGAUGUUCGAAAGCUGGAUGCACAAGUUGGUCUCUGCAGUGAUGCAGCGUGAAAGCGAUGCCAAUGUGGUGGUGGUUGAUUGGAUAGUGAUGGCUCAGCAGCUUUACCCCGAUGCAGUCAACCGAACUAAUGACGUCGGCCUCAACAUUGCCACCAUGCUCAACUGGCUUCAGGAUGAGAAGCAACUGCCUCUGGAGAACGUGCACCUGAUUGGCUACAGUUUAGGCGCUCACGUAGCCGGCUACGCAGGAACGUAUGUACGAGGGACUAUCGGCAGAAUCACUGGUCUAGACCCAGCAGGACCAAUGUUUGAGGGUGUAGAGGAAUCGAGGCGCCUCUCCCCAGAUGAUGCUGACUUUGUGGACGUUCUGCACACAUACACUCGAGAGGCUCUGGGUGUCAGCAUUGGGAUCCAGCAGCCAAUUGGGGACAUUGAUAUCUACCCCAAUGGUGGUGACGUGCAGCCUGGCUGUGCUCUGGGUGAUGUGCUGGCGGUGGCUGGAAAUUUCAUGGAGGUCAUGAAAUGUGAACAUGAGCGGGCAGUACACUUAUUCGUGGACUCCCUGAUGAACAAGGACCACAUGAGCUUUGCCUUCCAGUGCACUGGUCCCGAUCGCUUCAAGAAGGGCAUCUGCCUCAGCUGCCGCAAAAAUCGCUGCAACAACAUUGGCUACAACACCAGAAAGAUGCGCAAGAGGCGCAACAGUAAAAUGUAUCUGAAGACACGUGCUGACACGCCCUUCGGAGGCUACCAUUACCAGAUGAAGAUGCACGUGUUCAACAGAAAACAUUUCGACAAUGCAGAUCCCACCUUCCACGUCAAGUUGUACGGAGCCCAUAAUGAUACAGGAAACAUAUUUGUCGAUGUCCAUGAGGACACAAUAAGUCUGAACCUGACAAACACCUUCUUGGUGUUUACUGAAGAGGAUAUUGGCGACCUGCUGAAGAUCAGUCUGAGCUGGGAAGGAGAAUCUGAAUCUUGGAACUCCGUCUGGAAGAACAUUAAGAAGACUUUCUGGGCCUGGAACACUAAGCCUCCAAAACCUAUACUGCAAGUCAGACGGAUUCGUGUAAAAGCUGGCGAAACGCAGAAGAAGUUUACAUUCUGCACCCAGGACCCUGCAAAAACCGAAAUUUCACCAGGGGGCUCGCUAACUUUUGUGAAGUGUCGUGAUGGCUGGGAGGUGAAUCCAAGAAAACGGCUUGUCAUGUAACGACCACUUCCAACACACAAUCACCAUGGCAGACUGAAUAUGGAUCGGAGAAGCACUGCCUUCUCUUUAUGAGCACUUUUUGAUGGAGGAAGAAUGAUCAGCACGCGAUGGGAGGGGCUUAACUGCACCUGGAAGGUUUCAUUGGUUUCCGGGGGUCUGUCCAGCCUGAGACUGGAAAACGACGCACAGGUUGGAGGCGAGGGACAGUGUAAAAUGUGUUAAUGCUCAAAGGAUUGCAGAAUGUUCCUUUUGUGUGGGCUAGUGACGAAUACACAUCUGUGCCAGUGGACAUACACCAGCAAUUGUAGUCACUGUACUGUACAUUUUAAAAUAUUUGUUUUAUUUAUGAAAAAAUGGAAGCACUGCACGACCAACGUUUAUUUAUCGGAACACAUCCCAUAAUGAAGCAUAUAGUGAAUGCAUUUCUCCCAGAUGCAGUAUGUGUGUGUGUGUGUGUAUGUUAUGUGUGGCUGUGUGUUUGUGGUUUUUAGUUUUUGGGGGGUUUUAGUGUGCCUUUUUUUUUUUUUUCUUUCUGUUGAGAUUACUGAUACACUGUGUAACUGAAGGAUAUACCUGAUCUCUAGUGUUACUGUAUGUGGCUUAUUUUGGGUGUGUUUAUGUACAUAAUGUAAAUAACCUUUUGGAAAAAUAAAUCCACCUGUUAUUUGUAGAAA